AUGUUCCUUCAAAAACUCCGAUCAUUUUCCUUUCCAUCGAACUCCAAAGCGCUUCAAGGCGACGACAAGAAACACCAUCGACUUUGCAUAUCUCUCAGAACCCCAAAUUCAGAACUCAAGAACCCUCUCUCACCAUCUACAACCAAUUCUACUAACGGUUCCCGUAUUUCUCAUUCCAAGACAGGCACAUGUGCAGAAGUCACCGAGAUAUCCCAAGCGAAUCACGGAGAGGAUGAAGAUCAAGAAGGACAAGAUUUCAGGGAAUAUUUAGAAAAGUGUAGGAAGGCAGAAGAGGCAGAGGAAAGGAAGAAGAAAAAGAUGGCGGCAAUAGAGAAGAAGAGGAAGGAAGUUGAUCUGAGUCCUUGGGCUGGAAGAAUGUGA
This is a messenger RNA of Sclerotinia borealis F-4128, 381 nucleotides long. The record is from the annotation of a GenBank genome assembly. Lineage: Eukaryota; Fungi; Ascomycota; Leotiomycetes; Helotiales; Sclerotiniaceae.